UUUCGAAAAGAAGAAACGCGGGAAUAUGUGGAAACUUUUAUUACAAAGUGCAAUUGUGUGUGCCGUGUUAAGUUCGGUUUUGGCCAUCGAUUGUUAUGUGUGUGACGGUUCGGAUACCAAUAAUCCCUUCCAGUGUGGCGAGUUUUUUGAACGUUUCGAUGAACCCGAUAUCCAGCCACAAAAUUGUUCCAAUGUCCAUGGUGCCAAAUUCUGUAUAAAACAUGUUGGCCGUUUCGAGGGAGGUAUUGGGGCGAAACGUUUUUGUUCUUCCAAAGAUUUGGGCAACUAUUGUGACUAUGUACGCAACAAAGGUGAUCGCAUGGAAUACAGAUCGUGUAUUUAUACCUGCAGUACAGAUGGGUGUAACACUGCCGCUGGUGUGUAUCAACAACCUCUGCUCUCAGUGUUGAGUGUAGUGGUAGCGGUGCUUGGAUUGUGGCUGAAAAAUCUCUUCUAGAA
Messenger RNA from Musca vetustissima, 459 nucleotides. RefSeq lists its product as uncharacterized. The transcript has a single exon. Gene Ontology annotation, biological process: sleep; positive regulation of voltage-gated potassium channel activity; regulation of synaptic transmission, cholinergic. The record is from RefSeq and is a predicted model, not a curated record. Lineage: Eukaryota; Metazoa; Arthropoda; Insecta; Diptera; Muscidae. Bases 26 to 457 code for a protein of 143 amino acids.